This is a messenger RNA of Lolium rigidum, 907 nucleotides long. RefSeq lists its product as uncharacterized. The coding region runs from base 1 to 714 and encodes 237 amino acids. The transcript has 2 exons. Lineage: Eukaryota; Viridiplantae; Streptophyta; Magnoliopsida; Poales; Poaceae. The record is from RefSeq and is a predicted model, not a curated record.
AUGGCAAGCCCACAUCACAUCGCAAUGGAGCUCCUCGACGCCAAGGCCGGCGUAUCCUCCUCCACCGUCGCCGUCCACCACAUGUUCGUCGUCGUCCUCGACGGCAUCGAGACGGACAUCCACGAGGGCACGCUCCACGGCAACCCCGGCAAGCUCACCGUCACCAGCCCCGGCAACCUCUCCGCCGACGGCCUCCACAGCGUCCUCGUGCGCGGCGGAGGAGGGGGCACCGUCGCCUUCACCCUGUGCGGAGACGCCGCCGCCGAGGGCGUCCACUCCGCCUCCUUCGUCCAGUGCGGCGCCACGCGCGUCGACGGGGCGCGGGCGGUGUCCGUCUCCCGGUGCCGGUCCGUGGAUGUGGAGCAGGCCGGCAAGGUCACACUCGAGAGGUGCCGGGAGGUGCGGCUCAGAGGCGGCGGCCUGCUCCGCGCCACCCGCUGCAGGCGCACCGACGUCGAGAGCUUCGGCGAGGUGCGCCUCGCGCGCUGCAAGGGGGCGCGCGCCGACUGGUGCGGCAGCGUGGAGGUCGAGAUGUGCAGGGUCGUGGACGUCAGCCGGUGCGGCGCCGUCACCGGCGACCGGUGCCGCGUCGUGAACGUCUCCGCCUGUGGCAGCGUCGCGGUCACCCACGCCGUGGUCAAGAUGCUGGAGGAAAAGCAGCUGCAACCUCAAUCUCAGCAACCUCUGUCUCCACAUUCCAGUGACAGUGAAUGAAAAGCAGCAAAUGGACAGCAGCUCCCGUUGGAUGUAGAUAUUGGGGCUCAAGGAGUUGAAUUGGUUCAAUAUCAAAUGGGCCUAGGUAUUGAAAUGUGAACCGAUUCGAAUUAUGUUGUUUGCAUGUAGUACAUGUAAUUGGCACUUGUAAUUCAAGAGUAGAAAUCAAUUCAAAUUCCUGUUUCGGUGGACA